UGGGCGCUUCGAUUGUACCGUUUUGGCGCAGCAUCCGCAUUUUAUCCAGGGCGGCUAUCUAGUUCGAAGGACGCACGUAUGCAUUUGCUGGAGAGUAAAUUUACAAUUAAAAACCCCAUAUUGAAAUAUCUCUCGUGUGAUUUAAAUUUUUAAGUUAUAUUCAGGCUACUUAGUAAGCCGUUACUGCACCAAACAUGGACGAUCCUGCCUUUCCAGACAGCCACUACACGACUACCACGACCGGCGCCACAACCACCACGACAACGGUCCAGUCUCCGCCGUUGAGUGUGGACAAGGCGUAUCUGAUGUCCCCGCCCGGCAUUCUGCGACUAGUUCAGAUUGUCUUAGGUCUGCUGUACUGGAUCUUAUUGGUAUCCUGUGCGUCUUAUGGAGGAUUCCCCAUUGCCAUGUCCAUCAUGGCCUGGAUCUUCACCCUAUUCUUCUUCGUCGUGUUCCUGUUGCAACUGGACAAGCGGGUGCCUGCUGUCCACUGGGUUCUGACUGUGUUGCUUCAUGACCUCGGGUGGACUGUAAUGCAUUUCAUUUGUGCUUGUAUAGUAGCCAACUGGGCCGCCAGUCCGUGGAUUGGAUAUUAUUACAGGCAUGGAUGCGUAUCAUUUUCAGCCGUGCUUGGAUUUGCCCUCUUUGUCCUUUACGGAGUCAGCACCUUCUUUGGUUUCCGUGUUUUCCAAGCCGGCGGUGGGCUGAGCCGGCUGACGGGGGGUAGCGGGGGGCCAGGGGCCACAGCUACCACCACCACCACUGUCACCACCACUGAGUACGCUGCGGAAAAGGGGGAUGAGGGACCCCCUCCUUACACUAACCCAUAAGUUGUCUGUAGCUGUGUUCGCAUUUGAUGUUUUUAUCCGGUAAAACAGAGACUUCUGUGAACUUUAUAGUGACUUUGUUAACUUAAUUAAAUUAAGUGUAGUGUGAUCAGUCGGUAACCUUCCCAAAUUGUCGAGUGUCGAUUUUCGGUUGUAAGUUUUGCGGUCUGCAGCCAUAGAUUUUUACAGGGCCAACUAGGUCGCGGAAUAUUUACAUUGUUAGUUUUGCGUAACGAGUGACUUUCCGAGGGCCGAAAUUAGUCCAAACUGUAGACGCACGGUAGAAUGACCACAAUGGAAUGUUAACAAUCGCUUGCGGGAGCUUUUUACAAACUUAAAGGUGGAGUUUAUCAUUUGCAGCUAUCCAAAAAGUAACUGACGAAGUUAUUGUUGAAACGCAUACUUGGUUUAAAGACAGUAAUGGCACUAAACUCCCUGUAAAAUUAAUUUUUUUCUGGCAUGCUGUCAUUUUGAAGAAAACAAUCAAAGAAGGUCAUUUCCAAAGAUGCAUCUAAAGACGCAUUUUUGGAAAUUUCUGUUACUAGCCAUCAAUGGGUGCACGAAAGUGUUGAUAUAAUUCGCCGGUUCAGUGCAUGACAUCGCGUAGCUGCAAUCGGCUGAAUGAGAACGUGUCCCGGACACUGAUUUGGGGCGCAAUUCAAAACACGACUCGGCAACCUUUGAAUUGAAAUCGAGAUUCUAGAAUUAUUGUUUUCCUCGGAAUAUACAGUACUCGCUGAGCUGAAAGUUCUUCAGGUUAGUUCUUAAGCAACUUUUAUUGCUUCAAACAAAAGAAAUGCACAAAUGAUAUACUCUACUGUUAAGUCCAAUGCGAACGUAGCUAGUUACGGCAAUUAGCCCUGAAUGUGGAUUGAUCCCGAGGUUGCGAUUUUUCUGGCUUUACACCCCUCUUAAAAAAUUUACUGAUUUUUAAAUUCUUAUGUACUUUUUUUUUAAAGAACAAGGUUCAUCCUUCACUGUUUUUUUCCUGUAACCUGUGAAAAGUUACUUUUAUUACCUUUUGAUAAAGACAAUACAAUGUAUAUGUACUUAUUCAGUAGAUGUUAAACACAAUAAGGACCUUUUGGCGAUUUUACUGCUGGCGAUGCCCGCUCAUGUAAAGAAAUUCUUCAAAUAAUGUAUCACUAAUAAACUGUAUAUACAGUAUGUAUUUUGCAUAAUGGAUUAUCAGCUAUCUCUGUGUGUACGGUAGUAACCUAAAUUAGAUGUUGCUGUGGAGAGAAAUGUCUACAAAUAGUGUCCUUUGUUUGGAUACAAAACAAUGGAAAUGCCUUUGGCUAAACUGUGAAUCUGUCAGUUAUAAAGUUGUAGUCGUACAAUCUCCAUGCUAAAGAACACAAUGCCGAGUUUCGCUUCUAUUUUUGAAAAGAACGUCGUCGUCUUUGGAGUGUAAAAUUGGAAAUGUGCCUUGAAUUAUUCAAAUUGGAAUAUUUCAGGAAGUAGUUUAAAUAAAUCGUGCUUGCAAUUGUGAUUUAGAGUAGUCAGAUUUGGGGUUUCUGUUUCGGAUUGAGGAAGAUACAUUUUUGUGUGCUGUGGUGUGGACAGUGCUUGACAGUGGCAAUGGUUUGAAUAAACAUGGACUUUACUCACACAGAGAACGGGAUACGUGUCUCUUGAUGACAUGGUCUCCAUUAAUGACAUGGAUAUGUGGCGAUCGCUGAUUAGCCUAUGGUGCCUGAUGCUGUCGAGCAGCCAUUUUAGCUCACCCAGCCUCGUGCUGUGUACUGCGUAGUGUACAUGUUGUUACUGGAAUCUGCCCAAUAGUCUGAAGGUUCGAUAGUCUGAUGGUUUAUUGAUCUGAAGGUUCAAUGGUCCGAAUGCACACGUUUCCCAUAACCAGGGUUCAUUGGUCCGAAAAUGAAGUAUGGUUCGUUAAUUUGAAGGCUCUAUAAUCCAAAGGUUCAUUUAUCCGAAGGUUCGGUCGUCCGAAUUUAGAAUACGGUUAAUUAGUUCGAAGGUUUAAAAGUCCGAAACGAAAACAAGGUUCAAUAGUUAGAAGGUUCAUUAUUCCGAAAGCGUACAAGGUUUGAUAGUCCCAAUUGACAAUAGUGUUUAAUGCUGUGAAUUCGGACAGUUGAACGUGACUGUUGAUUCGGACUAUCGAGCCUUCAAAUUAUUCAACCCUAUUCUAUUUUCAGACUAAUGACAAUGACAAUAGCUAGGCUUGAGGUGUGCAUACGCCCCUUAAAUGUGACAUUUACUGCAGAACUUAAUAGGAAUUUGUACAUUUGUCAAUUCAAUAUAUACCGGUAUACGCAAAGGUGUUAUUUGCCUGAAUAAGAUGUGGUGUAAUUUAAAAAUGUGAACCAAAACAAUUUUUUUAUUUUAGGAAUCAUAGACAUUUUUUUAUUUGUCUUGGAAGAUUUGGGAGACUCUUAAUGUUCUUUCGCAAAAGAAUCUGACGUUUUGAACAAAUUUUGUCCAAAUUUGCAUUUUAAUCAACGAGUUGAAAUUCACAUUUUGGAACAAUUGACGACCUUGAUAAAAAAAUUGGAUUAACAAAACAUCAUGUAUACUCCAAUUUUAAACAAUAACUUGUGAUUUUUAUUAAACUGUAAUUAGGUUAUGUAAUGAGGAAAUCGUACUUCAAUAAAAUUAUGUUCACCACUGUACCUAUUUUA
Messenger RNA from Patiria miniata (bat star), 3469 nucleotides. RefSeq names its product CKLF-like MARVEL transmembrane domain-containing protein 8. Bases 195 to 830 code for a protein of 211 amino acids. Lineage: Eukaryota; Metazoa; Echinodermata; Asteroidea; Valvatida; Asterinidae. Gene Ontology annotation, cellular component: membrane. The transcript is spliced from 4 exons. The record is from RefSeq and is a predicted model, not a curated record.